GGUAAUGGCUGGAUAAUCAUGAAGGUGACCGUAUGCUUUGUGGACACUAAACUUGGUGUCCCUUACAAAGUAGUGGUUCCUUGUGACGAGGGGACAAUAACAAUCGCAGACUUAUCAGACAGGGCUGCCUUGAGGUACCACAGAAUAUUUCCAAAGGUUGAAGAAGAAAGACAGAUUCAGUUUUUAAAAACUUUAAAGGAAGGAGCAAUACUUGAUCCAUCUGACCUUGUAAAAGAUGUACUUGAUGACAGAGAAUUGGUGUGUGCAUGUUUCAAUGAAGAACAACUUCAUUCACAGACUUCUUCAGAUGUCCAAGAAAUUUGUUCAAAUGAAAUUGUUACUGAUGAGCAAGUUAUUGUGCUUGAACAACCAACCCAAGAAAAACUGAAUCAAGAGCAUACCUAUUCAUCAACUACAUCCUUACAAGAUAAAAACGCAACGAUAGAUGAAGAAAUUAUAGUGUACAGAUGUGGCGUGUGUGACGAGAUACUUCCCACAAAAGAUUCCUUAAUCACGCACCAAACUCUUCACAAUCAACAGGACUUGCAUAAAUGCCCAAAAUGUCCCCGUUUUUUUAGUCAGCAGGGUAAUUUAGAACAACACAUGCGUUGCCAUGGUCGCAAGAAGCCACGUGAUGUGGCUUGCACUGUUUGUGGUAAGGUGUUGAAAAAUCCAGAUAACUUGAAGAGACAUAUGUAUAUACAUACAGACGAACGUCCAUUCGCUUGUCCUGAGUGUGGCAAAGGUUUUCGUGCGAAAUCCGACCUCCGCGUGCAUAUCAGAAUCCACACAGGUGAACGCCCGUAUUGGUGCCCUGUGAGUGGGUGUGGCAAGGCUUUCAACGACCGCUCCUCGUUUCGGAGACACAAAAUGGUACAUGCAGUCGGUAGGAACGAAUCUCGUAGUUUGCCAGGCCCUACUGUCCCUGUAUUUACUCAGCUGCAAGCCACGACUGAUAAGUUUAAAAAGAUGAAAUCUACUGUCGUCGAGAAAGGGCAAACUCCAGCAACACCAAUGUCACUAGAAGAAUUACUGGUUACAAGCAAAAAUCUGAACAUUGUGAAGGACGGCUCAGAAAACAUUCCAAACAAAGUGGAAACGGCUAAUCAGCAUAUAGCAGCCGUCAGUGAUGACGACAGCUUGCAAGGGGCUCUAUACGUCAUCGUAACGUCAAACGUUCCGGCAGCCGGAACGACUGUUUCAUCAGAGCUCCCUGUUACGAACUUUACAAGUUUACUGCAGUGUAAGCAAUGCUUUGAGAUUUGCACCGAUAAAGAAACGAUGAAGCUACAUAUACACAAGCACAUUAAUACGCUUAAUCACGGAACGUAUGUAGAAAAUGAAAAUCAGACAGGAAGCCCUGUUAUACGCGACCCGAUUAAUACCUUAGUAACUGAUUGUGGAGAGGAUAGCCGACAAAUGUCUGACGUUGAACAAAGCAAACAGCAGUUGGAUGAUAGUAUUUCGGAACAAAUAAAUGUGAUUUCAAGCGAAUUGUUGAGGGAAGAGCAAAUGUAGCUAAUUUUUGUUAUCCAUUGUCUCUUCGUUUAAGUUCUCGUUUCUUUUUUAAAUAAAUCUAAGUAGCGCUGAUCAAAAAUCAAUGAAGCAACUCCUUUGUGCUUCUUCGAAAACAUUGGUGAUAAAUUCGACGAUUAAAAAAAGAUUUUUUUACAAACUUCAGCGAAAACCGUAUGAAGCUGUCCUUUGAAAGGUUUAUUUCGUUAUCUCUGUCCAACUUUUUUGUUACCAUUGGCUUACUACGGGGGUCAGUGUGGGUUGAACCCAUUGUGACGGGUGAAAUACGUUCUAGUGCACAUCUAUAAAGUAGCUUUCCAACGAUGGUGAACAUUCGGAAAGGAACCCCCUGUAAAAUAAAGAUAAAGUUGGAAUUCCCACUCGAUCCAUCAUCUUUGCGGCAGAAAUAAUGUACUUCGUGUGGAAAUACAAAAUAUUUAUCUCAUUGAUAGUUGCAGUGACACAAUAGUGACACAAAAUCGACAUUUAGGAUACGAUAAGCAACAUCAGUUUACAUAUCAACUAUUCAUCUUUGUAUCUUUUUGCACCUUGAUAAUUAUUUCAACUUUUUCUUACUUUUCGCAGAAUUUAUUUGUCCGAUUUGCUCCGAAAUGUGCGAAAAAACACAGUGCAAACAUCAAAAAUAAAUUCCCAAAAAUGUCUUCCCUUAAGAAGUCUAUUAUAUUGCAGAGAUUCGAGUACUCAUUAUGUGAUCUGGAUUUUUUUUAGAUGAUUAUUGCUUUGUUGUUUUUCUGCAUUAACUUCUCUUGCUUUCUAUCUUCCGUAUCCACGAUGUAUAUAAUGUCUGUUUGUAAAAGUAUCCAUCACAACAGUUAAAUUUAUAAUUUACUGACAGCAACAACAAUGACAAAAAUGUGA
Hydractinia symbiolongicarpus is the source of this 2394-nucleotide messenger RNA. RefSeq names its product zinc finger protein 543-like. The transcript has 8 exons. Gene Ontology annotation, molecular function: DNA-binding transcription factor activity, RNA polymerase II-specific; RNA polymerase II cis-regulatory region sequence-specific DNA binding. Bases 19 to 1518 code for a protein of 499 amino acids. Lineage: Eukaryota; Metazoa; Cnidaria; Hydrozoa; Anthoathecata; Hydractiniidae. The record is from RefSeq and is a predicted model, not a curated record. Gene Ontology annotation, biological process: regulation of transcription by RNA polymerase II. Gene Ontology annotation, cellular component: transcription regulator complex; PcG protein complex.